AUGACCAACAAUCGCAGGAUCGUUGUUUCCAUAGACUUUGGAACGACCUAUUCAGGCGUCGCCUGGGCUGACACGACUCGGCCUGAUGUUCAGCAUGUCGUGACAGAAUGGCCUUCAGCCGGCUCGUCCAAGAGCAGUCCGAAAGUGCCUACUGAACUCCGGAAGGUAGCAGCUGGAUGGCAGUGGGGUUUCCAAAUCCCCGAAUCUGCGAAAAGAAGUAAAUACUUCAAGCUGAAGUUGGAUGAUCCAUCUGGACUCACCAAAGAUGGAGAGUCAGCGAAGGACCUCACUAAGGUCUACCUUUCAUGCCUCCAGUCGCAUUUCGUUAGUAUUCUUGAGAAACGGCUGGGACCAAGUGUAGUUAGAUCGACGCCGAUGGACUUCGUCGUAACGGUCCCAGCUAUUUGGUCACCAAAGGCAAAGCAAUCGACAGAGCAAGCCGCAGCAAUGGCAGGAUUCUGCGGCAACCAGCGAAUCCAGCUCAUUUCAGAACCAGAAGCCGCAGCGCUUUAUACUCUCAAGACUCUCAGCCCUUCAACAUUACAAGUAGGCCGCAAGUUCGUUGUCUGCGAUGCAGGCGGCGGCACUGUUGACUUGAUUUCCUAUCAAGUCACGAGAACAGGCAGAGUUGAAGUCAAAGAAGUUACUGAGGGCACAGGUGGGAAGUGUGGUUCCUCUAUGUUGAAUAUGCGUUUUCGUCGGCACUUGAAGCAAGCUCAUGGCGAGAGAUACUGGACCGAUGAGAGACUUGUACCGGCUUUGAACGAAUUUGAGACGUUCAAGAAGACCUUUUCUCCCAAAGGCGAACCCUUGACUCUCAAGGUCGACCCCAGCCUUGGUCUCAAGCGAAAUCGAUACACCAUGUCACAGGAGGAUAUGAAGGCCAAAAUCUUUGAGCCUAUCAUGAAGGAUGUCGUGUGCCUCAUCAAGGAACAGAUCAGGAUGGCCGGAGACGGUGUUGCCGCUGUGAUCAUGGUUGGAGGAUUUGGCCAAAGCAAGUAUCUGAAGUCCCGUGUCAAGGAAGCUAUUUCGAGUCGUACCGAUGUCCUCCAACCAGAAAGCGGCUGGACAGCUGUGGUUAAAGGCGCCGCAAUGCAUGGACUCAGUCGAUAUCAGUCCUCAUCGACCAGAAUCGAAGUGGCAUCUCGAAUCGCUAGAAGAUCGUACGGAACAUGCUUGAUGACGAAAUAUGAUAUGAUGAAGCAUGACCGAAAAGAAGCAUUUUGGUCUGAGAAAGAGCAGGAAUCCGUCGUUUCCGAGAUGUGCUGGUUCAUUCAAAAGGGCGAGUCUUAUCCUGAGGGUAAACCGUCACGAAUAGAGUACCAAUGUGAUCUCCCCGUGACGGUUGGCCAUGCACCUCAAACCGAGAUCGACAUUUAUAGCAAUAACAAUGAUGGCAAGCCUCCGGUGCACCUUGAUGCAAGAACGCAGCAUAUCGGAACCCUCUCACUUGACCUUGGGAAGAUACCCGAAGCAGUUAAAAGGACGGCGAGGAUCAGGCGUAUGGGACACCACCAAUAUUAUUGCUUGAAAGGCGCCAUCGAAGCAGUGUACGGAUCAGCUGAAAUCACGUACACUGUUAAGCUUGGAGGAAUCACACAUGAUAUGAUUAGUGUGCGAGCGGUUGUUUCUGACCAUGGGCAAAUGGCUGGUGGAUAUGCCGCUGGACCGCCUCCAUCGACUCUAGCUGCACAGCUCGUGGAGAAUAUUUCGGCAUCAACAAAAUCCUCCAAAUCAGAUGAGAAUAGUGAACUCAAAGGCUUUUUUGCCAUCAUCCAGCGCGUCAAGGAUGAUCCUGAACUUUUGAAGACCCCAGAGGAUCGAGUUGAACAUAAUCACAUGCUCAUUUACGUCUAUUCGAGAGCCGUCCUCGAAGGUAUUCGAUUAGACGAUCCGUUUCUUGACCGGGCACAAGUACGAACGGAAGCCCUAAAAGCAAUCAACUUUCUGAGAUUCUCCAUCAAAGAGACACCUGCUGUGCUCAAGCACAAAGUUAAUAGCCAAGAAUAUAUGUUCCGCGGACAGGAGCCACUGUGGAUAUGGCUUCUUCCUCAACUGCUCAGGCUCCUUGGCCACGCUCAAAGUCUUGAACUCACAGAAGCCAUUGAGAGCUUUCUUCAAAAUACAAUGCUAAUUAUAGCGCAGAACUGGAGUUUAUGGGACAUUGCUCCUGCGUUGCUGUUUUAUUUACGUACCAUUACUUCUCACCCUCUUGUCGUACCUGAUGUGGAGGAAACCUUCAGAACGCUAUCCUUACCCCCGGAACUUGCUCUUGGCCGAUAUGUUGACAAAAGCUCGCCCUUGAUCAGCCAAUUGACGUAUUCCGUCGACCGGAUGCCACAUGCCUUGCAACAGCUCAUUAGCUUCUGCAACGUGUUGGCUUAUCCUAUUAUAUCUACAGAAAAGACCCUACAUACUGUGGUAUCUUUCUCAGAGAGCGCAGUAUGGCUGAUUGAUGUUUUGGGGGAUAUGCAAGCUGUUCGUCACCGUCAUGGACGUGCAUUUCCGGCGUCUUCACUCCACAUCCUCCAAAUAACCAUUCGAAUUGAGAGAGCAUUAUCGAGAAAAACAGGAGUGACCGCCUCGAUUCACAAAAAGGCCGUCACUCUUUUGAUCCUUCUCUGCGGCGACUUGGCAACAAGCUUGAGCGCCUCUGCGAUGUUAAACCCUAAUGAUGAGGAAACUCGUCGCACAUAUGUCCUGGCUCUAGCUAUAAUCACAGCAACAUCGGUCAAGGACAGGUCGAUUGGACGACUGGCGGUUUCCAGUCUUGUAGAUGAAUCCUCCAUGUUUUACUCUGCUAUGCCUGAAGGAACGGACAUCUGGAGAGUAACACAGAUGCUGAAGCAAGUCAAUGCCGGUUCUAAAUCACAAUCACUCAGCUCAAAUAUACAUCCAACCAAGUUCGAGGAUAGGGAAGUGCGUGAGAUAAUUGAGGCGCUGGCUUUGACCUACGACGCGCCUGACGAAAACUCACAAGAUCGCUCCAAGCGUCGCAAAGUAUCGCAGGUGGAUUCUAGUCCUAUGGCUACUCUAUGGAGCUCCUUGGGAGUCCACUUAGGGCUGACGGAUGUUGACGACGGCUUUCCGAAUCUUGAACAGCAAUUCCUCCGUUCAAUCCCCUAUGCGGCAACCAUUCUGAAGUCUCGAGUUGAGUCACUUUUUACGAAGCUGGUCCGACUGCCCGUUCUCGCCGAGUCUCGGCGCCCGAGAGUUGCUGCCAUGAUGGCACUACGGAAGGUGAUUCUGCAUUGUGAUGAUGCCGAGUUGCUCAAUCUAGAAACAUCUGGAUUGGGUCAAUGGUGUCUCCAGUCUCUAAACAGCUCGAUGAGAGAACUUCGCAUAGCCGCAGGAAGAGUUCUCGCUACUUUCUCUUUGACUAGGCCCGAGCCUGUUCUAGCAAGUAUUGUUCUACCAGCUCGACCGGCAGAUGGAAGUGAUGCUAAAACUGCACGACUAAAACAAUUCCAAGAGCCUUCUUCUCCCCAUGGUAAUGUGGACUCAAACGCAGCAGACGGAUCGUCAUCGAUGAAACGCCAGGAUUUAAUAUCACGUAAUAGAAAGAACUCGAUUGCAUUGUUGAAAUCGAUUUCGGACAAGAACCCGCCAAAUUUGACAGAAACAUUCAUCAUGGCAUGGGGCCAACUGGGUACAGUUGUCUGGGAGCACGAACUCAACCUGGUCCUCAUUAAGCUUCUGGAAUAUUUGGGAAGCAGUAAUAAUGUGGUUUCGGCCUUUGCGUUCAACGAGCUUUUGAAUUUAGCAGAAGCUCGCCGAGUGACUCCGCGACGGCUCUUUGAGCCCUUUUGGCCGAAUCUUGCAUACAUGGCCACCAGGGAUAUGGUUCAGCGUCCUCAGAUGAGCCGGACGAUUGCUGAACUCCUACAAGUAUCAGUCAACGAGCUGCUUCUCCUAAUUCAAACACACGCACUGCCGUGGCUUGUGCUUGAUAAGCAAAAAGACGUCAUUCAAAAGAUUGCUGAGGCUCGACAAGAGGCCGAAAUUUGGCUACCCCUGAUUGACCCUGCGAAUUUAGCAGCUACUCUAGCAUUGCUUUUAAUACAAGAUACUGAGGACAUUGCAGCGUUUGCAAAAUCACGCCUUGACGAGUUAUCAGCACAUUUCGAAACUGAAACACUUGUUAGCCUUCUUCAGGUAGAACCAGUGCUCACUGUCAUGGAAUUGUUGAAAGCAGCCGGCGACUCAGAUGAAUCCAAGAAGGCACCCAUUCGGAAAGCUCUGGAAACCAUGGCACAGAUGCUACUGCCUCCAAGCAAAGAAACCCGCUCUAAGAAAGGGGAUCAUACUGCUCGAUUUAUUCACUCCUCUCUUCUUGGACUCAUGGCGCGGCUCUUCGAUGUAAUUAACGAUCAUAACCUUCCAGAUCCAGAGCGCCGAUGUUAUAUUAGAGCCAUGGAAGAAAUGAUCAGAGUAUCAAGGGGUAACGCCAGCACCGCUAGACCUCAGAUAUCUGCUUGUUUACUCUCCACGCUUGCGCAAGAUGCUUUGAGAGAAGCCAGUUUCUCUUGUUGGGCGUCAAUGCUCACCCAUCUUGGCCAGGAGGAUGUCGAAGCGUUGCUAGAGACAACGUUUUUCAUUGUUACUCGUUACUGGACUUCGAUGAACAAGCCCACGACCCUUCUUGCUCAUCGGACGCUUCAAUUGUUGGUCGAUAAGUUCGAAACUCUUGUCGCAAAGUACAUUAUCAAAUUACCUUCGCUUCGACACAUUCCUGAGCUCAAAGAUAUCGAGAUGAAACUGGAUCAACACAGGCCAGCAGCACUUGCAGUUGAAGAAAUUCUUGAGUCCUUUGCUGAGAGAAUCCGCCACGAGAACACGGGCGUCACGCUUCAAGCACUGACAGAAUUGGUUCCGUAUCUAAAAGAAAACCAAGCAGCUUUACACACUUCCGAUGCCAGUCUACAAUCAGAUGCUGGCGUUGUUACACUUGUUCGAUCUCUCCUUGAUUGCACUUGCAAGUACAAUGGCCUCCCAGGAGACAUUGCGCGCCUAUGUACAGAGGCCCUAGGCCUGAUAGGCUGCCUAGAUCCCAGCAAGACCGAGACCGUAAAAGAGCAGAGGUCUAUCGUGAUAUUGAACAACUUUGUGGAUAAUGAAGAAACUACUGAUUUUGUCAUUUUUCUUCUGGAAGAGGCCAUAGUGCCAGCUUUUCUGUCCACUACUGAUGUCAAGUUCCAGGGGUUCCUGUCCUUUGUUAUGCAGGAGCUCACGAGCAGGUGUGAUCUCAAUGCCGCAUGUGCCAUGGCAACCAGUGGCAUGUCUGGAGCUAACGAUAUUUAUCGCAAAUGGAUUGCGAUGCCGGAAGCCAUCCGAGAAGUGGUCAGUCCAUUUCUUACUUCCAAGUAUGUUGUCGCCCCGAUGGCACACACGGAAGUUAGCUACCCUAUUUUCCGUCCUGAACGGUCAUAUGGAAAUUGGCUGAGACAUUAUGUGGUAGACCUUCUCCGGAAAGGGCAGACCCCUUUUGCGGAUUUAAUAUUCGAACCUUUGGCGCGUGUUAUUCGUGUUAGGGAUCUUGCCAUUGCAGAGUUUAUCCUGCCCUAUAUUGUAUUACAUACUCUGCUAGGGUCACGUGCUACUCAGAAGGAUAGGGAGAAUGUCCUCGGUGAACUUCUUGCCAUUUUAGAGCAUCAACCCGGAGAAGGAGCGUCUUACCUGGAGAAAGAGGAUGUGAAGCGGUUUUGUCACGCCGUUUUCCGCAUCAUUGACUAUGCGAUGAGAUGGAUGCAAACCAAACGAGCAUCCGGCCGGCUCACUGAGUCUGAUAAGGAAAGGCUGACUCAAGUACAAGAAGCCCUCGACAAAAUUCCAGCUGAAUUGAUCGCACAAAGGGCUGUCGAUUGCAAUGAUUACGCUCGAGCACUGUUCCAUUUGGAGCAACACGCGCAGAAGAUGGAGCAACGAAAGAGGCAGCCUGGGGAACGCAUACGUCUUUUACAGAAAUUGCAAGACAUGUAUGCCAAUGUUGAUGAACCUGACGGGCUUGACGGAAUCUCAGCUCACCUACAGGUUCUUGACCUUAACCAGCAGAUUCUAAGUCAUCGCAAAGCUGGUAGAUGGACUGCCGUGCAGAACUGGUACGAGAUAAAACUAGCGAAAGAGCCUGCCAACACGGAUGCACAGAUCGAUUUGCUGCAUUGCUUGAAGCAAGCCGGCCAACACGAGGCUCUGUUGAAUCAUGUCGAGGGUAUGCAAACCGACGCAUCCACGGACAACAAGAUCAUGCCAUAUGCGGUAGAAGCAGCGUGGGUCACAGGAAGAUGGGAGAGCCUUACAAAAUUCGCUAAACGAUUUCCUGGAGACAUCAUUGAGGAUUUCAACGUAUCAGUCGCAACUAUCUUUGACAAACUCAUGGCCAAGAAGAGGCCUGAGGAACUGUCUCUGAUUAUGAACGAAAUACGAGUUAAAAUUUCAUCGUCGAUGAAUGCUGCGUCCACAUCAUCUCUCCAGGCCUGUCAUGAUCUCCUCCUCAAAGCCCAUAUUCUGACAGACUUGGAAAUCAUCAUCGGCACCAAAGGAGGAGAUGAAGCCGCCCGACAAAGUACCAUGGCGCUCCUAGACAGACGACUUGAGAUUAUAGGGGCUUACAUGAAUGAUAAGCAAUACCUCCUUGGCAUUCGACGUGCUGCCAUGGAGUUGAACAGACCAAAUUUUACCAAUCUAGACAUUUCUGGACUCUGGUUAUCGAGCGCACGACUCGCCCGGAAGUCGAACUCCUUACAUCAAUCUUUCAAUGCUGUGUUACAUGCUUCGCAGUUAGGUGACGACGCAGCGACUAUUGAAAAUGCUAAGCUUCUUUGGAGAGAGGGCCAGCACCGAAAAGCAAUUCAAGUUCUGCAGGGAGCAAUCAAGAGCAACAAGUUUAUGACACAAACAGGUACAGCCACCAGCACAAACACCAACAAACUAAACCCGCAGCAGAAGCUCUUAACAGCUCGAGCACAGCUGCUCCUUGCCAAGUGGCUGGACAGUGCCGGACAAACGCAUGCAGGCGCCUUGCGUGAAAAAUACCAACAACCGCCGAAGACGUUUGCAACGUGGGAAAAGGGCCACUACUAUCUCGGCCGACACUACAAGAAGAUUCUCGAGGCUGAGAAGCCCCUUAAAGCUGAAGAUCAAAGCGACAAUUACAUAACUGGUGAGGUGGCCAGACUUGUCAUAGAGAAUUAUGUGCGGUCACUCAACUCGGGUACCAAAUACCUCUAUCAAACUCUUCCAAGAAUUUUAACUCUCUGGCUCGAUCUUGGAGCACAAGUGGACAAGGCACCAGAAGGCAAAGCGUCGCUCUCUCGUGAACUUCAUCGACGGCGUGUUGAGCAGCUCAACCUACUACACUCCUUCCUCGACAAAUACAUCCAUAGGCUACCGGCGUACAUCUUUUACACUGCCUUGCCACAGAUUGUUGCGCGUAUCGCUCAUCCCAACCCGCAUGUAUUCGACCGUUUGACGCACAUCAUUGUGAAGGUCGUUGAAGCACACCCUCGCCAAGCCCUUUGGAGCUUGAUUGGAAUCAUGACGACCAGACAAGUAUCGGAACGAAAAGCGAGGGGAACUCAGAUUCUUCAAACACUCAGAAACAUAUCUAAGAAAGUGGAAGGAUCCUCGACCGACUUUAAGCACCUACUCAGGAUGGGGGAGAAAUUGGCCGAGCAGUUGCUUUUGGCGUGUCAAAAUGGAGACUUCCGCGGCAACAAAACUGUCCACGCCAGUCUAAGCAGGGAUCUUCGAUUCCAUCACAAGUGCACUCCUUGCCCAUUAGUUGUGCCCGUCGAGAGUUCUUUGACAGCAACGUUACCGGCAGUGUCGGAGUAUGUUAAGAAACACAAAGCGUUCUCCAGAGACGUGGUUACAAUCGAUUCUUUCCUUGAUGAUGUUUUGGUGCUGAGCUCAUUGGCUAAGCCAAGACGGCUCACGGCGCGAGGUAGCGAUGGGAAGAAUUACAUGCUUCUCAUCAAACCCAAAGAUGAUCUGCGAACAGAUCAACGUCUCAUGGAGUUCAACGGAUUAAUCAAUCGAUCGUUGAAACGGGACGUAGAGUCCAGUCGAAGACAGCUUUAUAUCCGAACUUACGCUGUAACGCCACUAAACGAAGAAUGUGGAAUCAUCGAAUGGGUGCCAGGGAUCAAAACCAUGCGAGAUAUUAUGAUCGGCCUCUAUAACUCUCGGAAGAUCUAUCCCGAUUACACAGUUCUAAAGCAACUUAUGGAUGAAGCAUGUCUUUCCGAUGGCAAAACCAGAAUUUUCACAGACGAGGUUCUGGGCAGAUUUCCUCCAGUUCUUCAGCUAUGGUUCACGCAACAGUUCCCGAACCCGUCAGCAUGGUUUGCUGCAAGACUGAAAUACACACGAUCAUGUGCAGUCAUGUCCAUGGUGGGUACCAUCCUGGGGCUUGGUGACAGACAUGGCGAGAAUGUGAACUUGGAGGAGGGCAAUGGUGGGGUGUUCCAUGUCGACUUCAAUUGUCUCUUUGACAAAGGCUUGACGUUUGCGAAGCCUGAGCGAGUACCGUUCCGACUUACUCACAACAUGGUAGCUGCGAUGGGCAUUUACGGCUAUGAAGGGCCAUUCCGCAAAUCUUGCGAGCUGACUCUCAGCAUCCUUCGUCAACAAGAAGAAACACUAAUGACGAUCCUUGAAGCUUUUAUAUACGAUCCCACGCUGGAUCUGCAGAAAGAAAAACGCACGCAUCGGAGAGGAGAUGUAGGCGUCAAACUUCAGCCCCAGAGCGUUGUGGACAGCAUCAAACGAAAAGUCAGAGGGUUGCUCCCAACUGAAAGUAUACCCCUAGGAGUUGAAGGUCAGGUGGAAGAAUUGAUAAAACAAGCGGUUGAUCCCAGAAACUUGGCUGCGAUGUACAUAGGCUGGUGCCCGUUCCUGUAA
Messenger RNA from Fusarium coffeatum, 8901 nucleotides. RefSeq lists its product as uncharacterized. The transcript is spliced from 17 exons. Gene Ontology annotation, cellular component: nucleus. Gene Ontology annotation, molecular function: ATP-dependent protein folding chaperone; protein serine/threonine kinase activity; protein binding. Lineage: Eukaryota; Fungi; Ascomycota; Sordariomycetes; Hypocreales; Nectriaceae. Gene Ontology annotation, biological process: DNA damage checkpoint signaling; protein phosphorylation; telomere maintenance. Bases 1 to 8901 code for a protein of 2966 amino acids. The record is from RefSeq and is a predicted model, not a curated record.